UCUAACUUUCAGAUGGGACAGAGACUGAGGCAAGGCUGAGGUCUAGGCCGGAUCUGCACUUUUAGGUGGACACGCUGAAGGCCAUGCAGCCCUCUGCCAGGCCUGGGCUGCCUCUGCCCAAAUACUGCAGUGUGGCUACAACCGUGAAAGACCCUGACCUGCAUGGUGCUGCGCCACCCUGGGACCUGCCCUUCACCUGUCCCUUUGCCACGCAAACACCCUGGCUACCCACGCACUGCACAUUCACCAGGUGCACUGCCUGCUGCCCAUGUUUUCACACUGUUGAUAGGCCGUGGCCGGGGCUCAGCUGGCCGGGAAGAGUUGGAGACGCUGGUGGCUCCUGGGUCCUGGCCAGAAAGGAACUGGAUGGCUUUUAUUAUCUGGCCCAGAUAAAGGCUGCCCCAGAGCUGGAGAAGCGGGGGGCCCUGGUUGUGGAAUUUGAGGCUCCCCUUGUCACAGGCCUAACGCUGCCAGCCCAGCAGCGGAGAGUGGUAUUUCCAGAGGAUGUCAUUCAGUUUUCCCCAUCUGUGCCACACUCACUGCAGCUGGGCGACAAGGUGCUGGCACCCUGGGAACCGGAGCAGCAGCGGUAUGGCCCGGGCACUGUUCUUGUGGGCUUAAAGAAGCAAAAAGGACAAACAGCAUCUAACGAAAAAGAAAUCACUGUUCACUUCUGGAAUGGCAAGACAGUGAAGGUGCCUCUCGACAGGGUCAGGUGGGUGACCUCCACGGUCUGGAAGAAGGCUGUGCAAAGACUUCAAACCCCUCACACCAGGGACUGCCACAGUUCUUGUCUCUGGGUACCUCACGGCUCUCAGCUGGGACCCAAUACUGGAUGUACCACACACAGGCAUCCCCUGGACUCUUCCUUUUCAUGCCCUCCCUGCCUCUCCUGUGCCCCCUGCCAGCUUCAGUGUCCGAGCAGCUGCCCUUUGGUGGGGCCUGGCUGGUGGCCUCUAACUAGGACCUCAGAGCGCACAACCGGAAAACUCCCAGAGCCAGAGGUGAAGCCCUCAGCUCAGCUUUUGCCCCUACGAGGUCCUAAAGAGGAGCCAGUAGCAGCGCUCAGCUACAAUAUGUCGUCGUCAUCCUCUUCUGAGGAAGAAAAUUCAGAGAGUCAUCUGGAGAUGGGACUGCCUCAGAGACAGAUGGUGAGCAGAGCAGUCAACACUGACCCCAUCCUUUCUGAGAAGUCUCUGCGGCAGUGCAGCCCUCAUAAGCCUGAGUGGAGGUACUGGAGGAGAAAUGGGCCUGAGCCACCCCCUGGAAAGCCAGGAAGUUAAAGGAUCAUGAGGUAAACAGUUGAAAAGGGGCUACAAAGAGUAGCUGACAAUGGAACAGGAGGAGGCUGAGAGGUGGCGGGCCUAAGAGCAGCUGCUCUCCUGAGACCUGCAGGGGAGCGACAUUCGAAAGAACCUGUUGUGAGGGGCACAGAAGCUGGCAGGCCUGCACUGGAACUCCCUGCCAGUGGCCUGAUGAACUGCUUAGGACGCCUAUUCAUGAAAGGGGCAAGUGUGCCCAUUGCUUUGGGCAAAUGCAUCCCAUUUGUACUGUCUUCUCAUAAAGCCUACAGCUGUACAUGGGAAACAUUGUCUUUCUUUCUUUUUAAUACCAAUAAAAUGAAUUCUUUUUAUCUCCAA
Molecule: messenger RNA, 1640 nt
Organism: Mastomys coucha (southern multimammate mouse)
Lineage: Eukaryota; Metazoa; Chordata; Mammalia; Rodentia; Muridae
Gene: CUNH11orf16
Product: chromosome unknown C11orf16 homolog
Exons: 6
Coding region: 84-1283 (399 amino acids)
Source: RefSeq, a predicted model, not a curated record